UAUUUGUAUUCAGUUCAACAUCAUAAUUUCCAUAUUCAGACGAGGCAAUUCAGAAAUCGGCCAUGCAGAGCGUUUCAGCGGUCCUUUAUGCAAAGAAUGAUCUUCGUUUAGAAAACAGAAAUGUGGAACAGCCAGAGAAAGAUGAGGUUCUGGUCAAGAUGCAUUCUUGUGGUAUUUGCGGGACAGAUAUUGCAUUCUGGACUCUUGGAGGUACAGGGACAAAGGAGUUAGAAGAUCCCAUAAUUCUUGGACAUGAAUCAAGUGGUACUAUAGAGGCUGUAGGGCCAGGUGUGAUAGACCUUGCCCCAGGAGACAGAGUAGCUGUUGAAUUAGGGUUGCCAUGUCGGAAAUGUAAACUUUGUAAAAAAGGAAGUUACAAUCUCUGUGCUGAAAGAGGUUACUGCUGGGGUGGACUUACCAAACUUACAAGACAUCCGGCCGAUUUCUGUCACAAAUUGCCUGACAGUGUUAGCUUUGAGCAAGGGGCAAUGAUGGAGCCACUAGCGGUGACUGUGAGAGCAUGUAAGAGGGCUGGCGUCUCUGUUGGGGACAAUGUUCUUAUCACUGGGGCAGGUUCUAUUGGAUUGAUAACGAUAGCUGUAGCUAAGGCUUUGGGGGCUUCUAGAAUAUGUAUAACAGAUAUAUCUAAAAGAAGGCUACAGUUGGCAAAAGAGAUGGGCGCUGACUUUACUGUACUCGCCAAGGUUGAUGAAACCGGUCAAGUACUUGCUGAUAAAGUUAUAGAAGCAAUGGGACAACAGGCUGAUAUUGCCAUAGAGUGUAGUGGAGUAGAGCCAAGUUACCAAUUGGCAGUAUGGGCUACUACGUCAGGGGGUGUGGUGGUAGUGGUUGCCUUGGAGCCUAACAUGGUCAGUAUUCCUCUGGUGGAUGCAGCUAGCAGACAGGUGGAUAUUAGGGGGUCUUUCAGUUAUGCUAAUGAUUACCCCGAUGCAUUGGCACUUCUAGCGAGUGGCAGAGUAAACAUUGACCCAAUUAUAACUCACAGGUUCUCAUUUGAUGACACCCUGAAAGCAUUUGACUGUGCCAGAGAUAGAAAUACAGGAGCUGUUAAAGUGAUGAUCAAAAUUCAGGAAUAAGCCAUGCUCG
This is a messenger RNA of Owenia fusiformis, 1107 nucleotides long. Lineage: Eukaryota; Metazoa; Annelida; Polychaeta; Sabellida; Oweniidae. The record is from the annotation of a GenBank genome assembly.